This is a messenger RNA of Rotaria sordida, 516 nucleotides long. The record is from the annotation of a GenBank genome assembly. Lineage: Eukaryota; Metazoa; Rotifera; Eurotatoria; Philodinida; Philodinidae.
AUGGAAAGUGACAGCUUACCAUUGUCAAUAGCUAAUUGUAGUGGUACAAUGAAUAGUACAUUAAUGAAUUGGACAACGACUACAAUGAUAUCCACUUUUUUGAAGCAUGAUCUUCUUAUUGACUUGUAUUCUGUGAGUUAUCUGUGGUAUUCACCGAUCGCAGUCGGUACCGUUGUGCUCGUCGGUAUGAUUGUUUCCUAUUUAACUCAUCCACUUCAAGCACAUGAGAUCGAUCCGAAAUUGAUUGUACUAGUGAGUGAUGUCUGCUGCUGUUUUUUACCUAAACGAUGGCAUGAAUGGCUUCAAUGUGGUAUCGAUUAUGAAACCUAUCGAAAGAGACAGAAUGAUAACAAUGAAUUAGAAAUGGUGACUAAUGAUACGCAACGUUCUGGUCGUGAAAGUCCUAUUGUACCGCUGCUCGAUACCAACUCGAAUGUAUUUGUCACAGGCAGAAUUAAACUUCAGGCAAAAUUGAUUUCGCCAACACACCCGAACAAGAAUUGUAAUUUUGACUAG